AUGACAACUUUAAAGGUGUUGUCUUCGGACACGAUACGAUUGAUUGGUAGCACCCAGGUGAUUACCUCUGUUAGCAGUGUCGUCAAGGAAUUGAUUGAAAAUUCUUUAGAUGCUGGUGCUACGAGUAUUGACAUCAAGUUGGAAAAUUAUGGUUUGGAUCAUAUAGAGAUCAAAGAUAAUGGAAAAGGAAUUCCUGAAAAUGACAUACCAUAUUUGGCUAAACGUCAUUACACUUCCAAGAUUUCGGCUUUUACUGAUUUGGAGCAGUUAUUGACUUAUGGAUUUCGUGGUGAAGCUCUUGCCUCUCUUUGUGCUGUAAGUGAAGUGACUGUCACCACACGAACGGCAGCUGAUGCUGUGGCACGUUGUCUUCUCCUCAACAACACCGGGGAUGUUGUUUCCACAAAACUUUCUCCUCAACCCGAAGGUACAACAAUUUGUGCUGCUAAACUCUUCAAAAAUCUUCCUGUGAGACAACAGUACAACAAAAAUGAUAAGAGACGAAAAGAAGAACUGAAGAAAGUGGAAAACCUGGUCGUGGCGUUUGGCAUUAUCAAUCCAAAGAUUCGGUUUACGCUACGUCAUAACAAAGACAUGCUCUGGCAGAAAGCUGCUGUUGAUACAAUUCGCUCGGCUGUGCUCGCAGCAUGGGGCUACAGUGUUGUACAACUCCUGGAACACAUGCAGCAAACCAGAGAGGAUCCGCAGGUGUCUGUUGAGAUGUUUGUACCUAAGUGUGGUUCAGAUGUGAUGACAAUGAGCAAAACGAGCGGCGACCAGGGAUUUGUUUAUGUAAACAAACGACCAGUAAUCUUAAAAAAUAUACAAAAGGUGAUCCGCCAGUAUUAUUGCAGCUGCCAUAGCUGUGACACCAACAGGUAUCCGCUGUUUGUGGCUUCGAUCUCCUUGCCUCAAAAAGAAGUGGACAUCAAUUUGGAUCCAAACAAAACUCAAGUCCUUAUGCAUAAUGAUGAUAUUGUGAUGGAUGUUACAACGAUUCUCCUGGAAACCAUUUAUGGUCCGCUUGGUUCCGUCUCUGGACGCAAACAGGUGUGUGAAAGCAAAGCUGACAAAACCCAUGAUUCUGACAUUACAGACAAUAUGAAAGAUGCCCGACAGAUGCCAAACAAUACUGAUGCAAAAUGUGCCUCAGAUGACUUGUACCCGUCUAAGAGUGGGUCGCUCCCAAACUCCACGGAAUCAAAACUAGAAUCACCAAAUAUCAUUUUUAGGCAGGAUUCUUCAGAAAUGAAUUUUACAUGUGAUCUUGAUAAGUGCCACCAGAGUUCUCUUGCAUCAAAACCAGGAAGAACCCAAGAUACUUCCCUUUCCUCAUGUGAGAAACCAUCUUUGUCAUCUUUGAAUAGCACAGACAAAAAUUUUCUUCUGGAACUCUCUGAAAACUCGGUCAACCAGCUGCCCAAGUCAAAUUUCUUGAAUGAUUCAAAGAAGGCGUCAACUGCUACUGCUUCCAAACCUGGAAUGGAUCUCGAUACUGGCGCCAAUCUGCAUCCUGAAUCCCAAAGACAGGAAUCAGAGAUACCAAAUGACACCUGUAGCAGUGAUCUUUUUGACCAGCUGAUGGGAUCUUUUACCCCAGAGACACCGGUUGCAGCAGACCCAACAUUGGCAGAGAAUGCUGUUCCGACACAACAGCUAAGUCUUCUUGAAGACAGUCAGCGUGCAGCAGACUUUCUUGAUUCUUUUAAUGAACCUGUGGAUGGAGAAACUUGGAGCCGUGGAAAGAUGAAAUCAAAAGAUGGAGGUCUAGUGCAGCCUGUGCAACUGUUUGCGCCAACAGCUCGUCAUACACCAGGAAAACGUCCACCAUCUCCUUCACAUGAUUCACAGCUAACACCUGUAGCCAAGAAGAAAGCUGUCGAACCAAAGAUUAACAUUAUGGAAGGGCAGACAACUUUAUAUGAUCUAGUUGAAAGCCAGCCAGUCAAACGUCCUGAAACGUCAUUUCUCAUCUUCUCCAAGCAGAUCAGACCAAAGAUUAUGGAAGAAAAUCCUGAUGCAGACUACAAGACCCUGUCUGAGCUCAUUGUUAAAAAGUGGAAGUCCUUGACGGAUGUGGAGAAAGCUGAGUUUAAGAAUCUCUGCCAGAAAGAUGUGAAAAGAUACAAAGAACAAAUGCAGUUGGCCAAGGAAAGAGCUGCUAACAAAAUUCUGAAUACCAAAACCAAAGUUUCUGCAAAAGUAAAACCCGGGCAUACGCCUGCCCGAGAAAAAUUGCUGAAGACUUGCAAGGUGUCCAUUCAGACACCCAACAAGCAACAACCUGUCAAAGUACAAACAGUACCCUUCAGUAUGUCUCAAUUAAAGGAGAAGCUAUCUUGUGAAUACAACUCAAGCAGUCAGUGUAGUUGGACAUCAGCUGACCGUCUUGUGCCAAUUGGUUAUCUGCCGUCUCGUGAUGCCUGGGUUUGCCACCAAGGAGUCAAACUUGCUCUACUGAAUUCCCACAGAGUUGAUGAAGUCUUGAUAUAUCAACGUCUCAUGGAAUCCUUUCAAGUUCUCGCGGACCCUCUGGAGAACCCAAUCCUUCUUAAUGACAAAUUACCUGGAGGGGAAAGAAUUUGGAAAACAUUAAUGUCUUUGAAACGUGAAAAUCAUGCAACAUCUUCCCACCAGGUUGUGGCUGAUGAACGAUUGCUGUCCAAUGGUUUCCGUGUCGCAAUUUAUGAUGUUUUCUCUGACAUAUAUUUAUCUCCUCUCUCUAUCCCUGUCUAUUCCCCCAUCUCCCUUUCUUUCUUUUGUUCUCUCUUUUGUUCUCUCUUUCUUUCUUUUGUUCUCUCUUUUGUUCUCUCUUUCUUUCUUUUGUUCUCUCUUUUGUUCUCUCUUUCUUUCUUUUGUUCUCUCUUUUGUUCUAUCUUUUGUUCUCUCUUUCUUUCAUUCGUUCUUUCUUUCUUUCAUUCGUUCGUUCUUUCUUUCUUUCUUUCUUUCGUUCUUUCGUUCAUUCUUUCUUUCUUUCUAGUUGUAUAUCUUUUCAUGGCUACUUCCUAUCACUCCUUUUGCUUUUAUCAGAAUAAGUCCAACUUGUCAGAAGCAUCUCAGGUCGAAGUAACUGGCCUCACUUCCUGCGUUCCGAUGUAUGGGAUCAAAGACCUCCAUGAAGUCUUAGAAAAUAUUGCUACAAUAGGACCAUCCACGUCUUUGAUGCAGUGUCGCCCGCUGAAGAUUGUCAAUUACUUAAAGUCUGAGGCUGUUCGCAUGGCACGAAGCUCGCCCUCUUUCUCAUCCAGGGACGACAUAAUGGAUCUUCUCGACAGAAUUGGUAAAGCACGGAAGUGGAAAUGCCUUCAUGAUCGGCCAUUCCUUCAUGAUAUUUACAACCUCAGUGACCUGCCUUUCUCACAGGAGAGCUUUGAUUCCUAUGUUUUUGCCUCAACAAAUUCCCGUCUCUCUCUGACCGUUCAUGUCGCUCUCCCUUUUUCUCUGGCCAUAUUCCUAUCGCUCUCCCUUUCUCUCUCUGGCCAUUCCCGUCGCUCUCCCUUUCUCUCUGGCCAUUCCUGUCGCUCUCCCUUUCUAUCUCUCGCUGUAACCAUCACUCUCUUGCUCUCUCUAUCUGACCGUUCCCGUCGCUCUCUCAAUCCUCUCUCUCUCUCUGGCCGUUCCCCUCUCAAACUCUCUCUCUCUCUCUCUCCCUUUCUCUCUAGGUUAAUCGUUCUCUCUAGCUGGAAUCUGGUGGUUCCCGCUCUCUCAUGCUCUCUCUCUCUCUCUCUCUUUCUCUCUGACCAUUCCAAUCUCCUCGCUCUCCCUUCUCUCUCUCUCUCGUUCCUGUCGCUCUCCAAUCUCUCUCUCUCUGAUCGUUCCCGUCGCUCUCUCAUCUCUCUCUCUCUCUCUGGCCCGUUCCCGGUCGAAAAUCCUUGUCUCUCUCUCUCUCUCUCUCUCUCCUCUUUAUCUCUGACCCGUUCAUAA
Messenger RNA from Acanthosepion pharaonis, 3924 nucleotides. NCBI's taxonomy places the organism in Eukaryota, Metazoa, Mollusca, Cephalopoda, Sepiida, Sepiidae. The record is from the annotation of a GenBank genome assembly.